This is a messenger RNA of Populus euphratica (Euphrates poplar), 2783 nucleotides long. RefSeq lists its product as uncharacterized. The record is from RefSeq and is a predicted model, not a curated record. The transcript is spliced from 7 exons. NCBI's taxonomy places the organism in Eukaryota, Viridiplantae, Streptophyta, Magnoliopsida, Malpighiales, Salicaceae. Bases 163 to 2577 code for a protein of 804 amino acids.
AAAAUUCAAUUAAACAAAAGGGAAAGUGAUAAGAGAAAGAGACCAGAGGAGUUCAAAUCUCCAGAAAUUGGAACUCCAUUUCUCGACAUACAUACAUGACCGGUGGCUUGCGUCUCUGUGGUUUAAAUUCACUAGAAAAGGUUUUGACAAAAAAAGGCUUUGAUGGAUGAUCCAUCUAGUUCAGCUACGACCCUCGCGUGGCUUUGGGUGAUUGAGUACUUGGCAAGUUUUCGGCAAAUAGAGCCCUCGAUUUUACAUGAAUUGAUUGAGGCAGCUCCGGAAAUACCUGAUGAUUUGGGGAAAAACACGAGGGAAAUGGUUGCUUUGAGAUGCUUAGAGGAUUUGUUUUGUCGUAGUGAUAAUGGAAUUGCGAAUGGUGUUACUUCUAAAGAACUGAAAGUCACGUUUGAUUUGUCGGAGAGUUGUGAGGAUGUGCUCCAGUCCAUACUGCAAGAGACAUCAGUAUCAGAUUUGAAUAGGGGUGGACCGGAGCUAUUGAAAUGGGACAUUCACCCUUUCAUUAUGCAUAAAAGAGCUUGCAUGUCUAAAUGUGCUUUGGAGAAGGUGAAAGAUGCAAUUCUUGAGGGUAUUCAUCCAUAUGCUUCGUUGAAGGAAUAUAGUAAACUGGUGAAUGCAAAUGAUAGGGGUAAUAGAAUCACUACAGAUUAUGGGGACGAUGGUGCACCUGUGGGGUGGAUAGGUGGGAGUGAUACUGAUGGACAAAUUAACCCUCCUGAAGAAAGUUCCAUUCCUUUGCUGCAUGAAAAUGAGAAUGUAGUGGAAGACAAUUCAUGUAACAGGAACUUGUUACACUCUGAGAGAGAGAGAGGUGGUUCAGCUAGUCAAAAUCAGGCUGGAGACCAUGAAGAUCAAGGUUGUGUUGAUGGUGAUCAUCUUCAGCCACAAGCCAAGAGGUUCAAGGAAGAUGCCUUGCAUGACAAUCUGUCCAUGGGACAAAUUUCUUCGACUCCUUCACAGCACAAGGACAUGGUAGAAGAUUCAUUUGAGAGAGUGGUUGAGGAUUCUGAAAACAGAGAUUUUCACUUGGAAAAAGAAUCUUCACAGGGAGGACUGGAAGGAAGCAGACCUGUAGAGAACGAUCAUGAUGAAGAUGAUGGUAUAGAUAGGCACAGGCAUAGUCUUGAUGCUGACAAUGCGUUCCAGCACAAUCAGCAUGAAAUUGCUCAUAAUACCAACAAAAUGCCACUAUCUGGGGAUGGACUCCAUCGGUAUAGCUUCGUGGAUGAAAUCCACCAUCCUGAACCUAGAAAAUCAAAUGCUGCACCAUCUGUGGGAACCUCGGACAGAUUAUUUGUAAGUGGAAACAAAGACAACUCUGAUCAUAGUGGUCAACAAAAACCAUCAAAUAGUGUAUCCUCAAAUGGAUUUCAGAGGAAUACUGAUGCUGAUGAAAGAGAAGCUGGCACAGACCAUCUAUUUGAAGAAGAUGAGUUUGAGCAUGAGAGGGUUGAUGUUGGUCUGAAGAAGAGUCAUUUUCUGAGUUCUCAAUACAUGAUAAGUCAUGAUUCUCUGGCAGAAGGUAACUGGACAGAUCAAAAUCUUUGCAUAAAAUGCCGUAAAGAUGGUCAGUUGUUGGUUUGUGGUGCUGGUAGUUGCUCAUUGGUGAUUCAUGAGAACUGUUUAGUUUUCUCACCACAUUUUGAUGAGAGGGGAGACUUUUACUGUCCUUUCUGUGCAUAUUCUCUUGCUAUUUCAGAGUACCUUGAAGCUAAGAAAAAGGCCUAUUCAGCGAGGAAGGAACUGAAGUUAUUUAUUGAAACGAGACAGGAGUAUCGGUCAAACAAACAUGCUCAUAGACUACUUAGCAAAAGACAUGGCAGCUCAAGACAGAAUGAAGAUAAGGAUCUGCUUAAUAAAUUUCUUGAUUAUGAGAAUUUGGUUGGAGAAAAACACAAACAAUCAAAUAAUCAAGGUCACAUAUCUAACGGUAGUGACCAUCAAUUUCAGAAAGGAAAAAGGAAGAAGAAGCAAGUAGAGCCUUUGGCAUCAUGCAUUGGUGUUAAUUCGCUGUGUAGAGAAGAAGUGCCUGAUGUAAAUGUUAGGACGAAUCAUAUAUCUACUGUAGAAAAGGAAGGGGAGGAGGUGAUUCAAGAUAACUCAUCUGGAACUGAACUUGACAUAAAUCAACACCAAGUUAGUGUUGAUCCUAAAGACACUGUUGAUAAUCAUUUGUGUAAAGAGAAGGAGAUUGCCUCUGGAAGCCAGAGAACAGAUGGUCGAAGACAGAAAGCUGUUUGUGCCAUGAGCAGCGAUGGAGGAGAAACCUCUGGCGAUGAAGAUGACAAAUCAAUGAGUACUAAUUACUUCAUAAGAUUCCGAAAGAGAGAGAGACAAUAUACCCCUGCAAUGCCCCAGUUGAGGCGAAAAAAGGUUCCGUGGACAGCUGAUGAGGAGGAGAUACUAAAGGAGGGAGUGCAGAAAUUUGCAAGUGACGGGAAAUAUCCCUGGAAGGACAUUUUGGAGUAUGGUAGUUCUGUAUUUUCGAAUGGCCGAACAACAAUAGACCUCAAGGAUAAAUGGAGGAACAUGUGCAAAUUAAGCCCUAAAUCCAAGUAAGAAUUUGCCGGCCUCAUCAGUUUGCGUAUAUGGAUGUGUUCUUAUAUUUGGGUCUGGUCAGCUUUACUUUUUCAGCAGGAUGCAUUCUGAUUGUCAAAGAAACUGUUGUAUAUUAACUUUACACUCGACACCUUGUUAUUUUCUGUAUAGUGUAUGCUAGUUAGCAAAACUUUGACGGUUUAUGAGAUGGAUCUCCGUUUUUGGCA